Nerophis lumbriciformis (worm pipefish) is the source of this 2576-nucleotide messenger RNA. Its product is annotated as regulator of G-protein signaling 3-like. NCBI's taxonomy places the organism in Eukaryota, Metazoa, Chordata, Actinopteri, Syngnathiformes, Syngnathidae. The record is from RefSeq and is a predicted model, not a curated record. Gene Ontology annotation, molecular function: protein binding. Gene Ontology annotation, cellular component: nucleus; plasma membrane.
CGGCCCCUCUGGUUCCAGGUUCUAGAAUGGAUUCAUAGAGCAGGUUUAGCUUUGGUCCUGCUUCAGUAAAGGUGCGCCAAGUCCUGGAUCGUGGUCUCCGUGCAGGCUGGUGGAGCCGCAGGCCGCCGUCAUGCACACCAUCUACCGUCUGUGUCAAGUCUGCAUUGGACAGAACCUCCCUCAGGUCAGCGUCAUCCGAGGAAAGGACGGCUUCGGAUUCACCAUCUGCUGCGACAGUCCGGUGCAGGUUCAGUCUGUCGAUCCGGGAGGUCCCGCCCAUCACUCCGGUCUCCGUCAGGGAGACGCGGUCCUUAAGCUCAAUGGACUUCCUGUGGAGAUCUGGAAGUGUGGCGACCUUGCUCACGCUAUCAGGAGUUGUCCUACUCAGAUCAUCCUGGUGGUGUGGAGAGGCUCACCUGAGACCAGGACGGGCUGUUGUGAGUCUUUGCACCGCCCACCAGCACCGAGCAAAACAACAAAGUUGCUGCAUCAACCCACCCACAGCAAACAUGGCCGCAAACGUCAUCAGGGGUCAGUGGUGAGAUCCAGUUUGGGGGUUCUGAGUUCUCUGUGGAGAGAUUGCAAGGAAGACGAAGAACCUUGCACGUCCACUCUUCAGGGCACCUGUGUCACAUCAUCGCAUGGCAACAAUUACAUCAUCCUGUCCCCCGUUGGGCCAGAAGAACAGCUCCUCCACACGGUUCCUGAUGACGGAACCAGGACCAUGGGACGUCUUUACCGGACUCACCCCAGGAGAGGUGUGAACCUUCUCAAUGACCAACAAGAUAUGUCGCCGCAGCAACCGCUCACCUGCCACACCCUCAGCUUGGCUCCUCCCACUUCCUCUGCCCAGCGUAACUAUGGCAACUACCAGAACUGCACCAUCCUCCAAUCACAUGUGCCCUCUUGCAACGGCCAUGAAUCCUUCGACACGCUGGCGCCCAAAACCCUCAUCUUCCCCGUCUUUGUGCAGCUUUUGGAUCUGAGCCACACUGACAGAUCGCUGCAGAUCUCCGAAGAACUGGUUCUGCACCAGGACCACCAGCUGCCCCAAAAGGUGACGGUUUUGAUCUACGACGAUGUCUUGCUGGUCAGCAGAGAGGACGAAGCUGGACGUUGUUACGUUCUGAAGAAUCCUCUCUACCUCAACACGCUGCAACUCCAAGAGGUGGCGUCGGCGCCUCGCCACAUCUACUUCCUGCAGAGCGCUGCCAAGCGUUGGCGAUGUGUCUUCAGCCUGGAGGCUUUCAGCAUCGAGCAGAAGCUGCGAGUGAGCCUCUGUCUCCAUGACAACAUCCAACAGCAGCUGGUCGCCAUGGAGACUGCGCACAGCCGGCAGUUGUCAGACCUCCCCUCCUAUCCUGACUCCUUUCCUGACUCCUCUACAGAUCCUCACCUCCUUCAUCCGUCUCCCCCCUUCCCUCCCCUGAAAGUCAGCCCCCCGCCCGCCUUCUCUCCCCCCACUACAGUUUUACCCAUCUUUCCCAAGCUCCUCCCCCUUUCUCUUGCCUCCCCUGUCUGGAAGGAGAGAGGAGGAGGAGGAGGAGGAAGAAGAGGAGGGGAGGAGGAUGAGGAGCGUCAGCAGGGGGAGGGGGAGAGCGCCUCCGAAACGUCAGAAACAAUUGGGGGGCGGAGCUUACUUCUUCACCCCGCCCAUUUCACUCCGAAGGAAGAGAAGGCAGAGAGGAGCGACGGGGAGGAGGAGAGAAGGCGCGCUGCAGAGGAUUUGAGGACCGCCUCCAGACCGGCAGUCCUCAGGCGCUCGCUCUCCGAGGGUUCUCUGCUAAAAGAAAGUCCAUCACGGCGCUCGCUCUCUGACAGCACCAUCCACGACCUCACCUUUGACCUGCACACCUGCCACCCCUCACCUCACACUCUCAGGAAACACCUGACCAGGGAGGACAGCUCUCUUCAUCACAUGCUGCUGCUGCUCAAUGGCUACAAGGAUGUUGAAAUCAGAAAUCACCUCAGGAAGAAAACCAAAAGUCUAGCUCCAGACGUGCGCAGUCGUCUUCCGUUCCUGCGCAGACGGAGGCGUUCGGUCCAGUGGGACAGUCUGGAGCGAGCACUGAGGAACACCAGGCCGUCUGCGGGGGAGGUGUUGAAGUGGGCGGAGAGUCUGCAAGCGCUCUUGGCCAAUCAGUACGGUCUCGCUGUGUUCCGUCACUUCCUGAAGUCCGAGUUCAGCGAGGAAAACCUGGACUUUUGGUCGGCUGUAGAGAGAUUCAAGGAGACGGGCCCCCUCAGCAAGAUGGCUGCCACGGCCGCCAAAGUCUACGAGGAGUUUGUCUCACCCGGCGCGCCCAGACAGGUGAACGUGGAUUCAGAGGUCAGAGAGUCAACCCAACAGAGCCUACGUCUUGGUGUUCACCCAGCCUCCUUCCAGCGGGCCCAGGAUCAGGUCUUUGGUCUGAUGGAGGCCGAUAGUUACCCACGAUUCCUCAAGUCCCACCUCUACGCUCAAUUGGCCAAUCAGAGCCCAGCAGCUUCUUCUCAGCCCGCCAAUCAGAACCUCGCCAGAGAAUCUGACGGCCAAGACUUCUGAUCACAUGGCGAGUCGGUCAGGGGUUUCACGU